UAGCAUCAUUUUCUGGUGGCGUCUGGUUGGACUCUUCAAGAAUUAUUGGCUUCUCCGACGACCUUGUUUUAUUUGCGAUACUGGUCGCUGUACAUGGACUGCGAACCGCCGAAUCCCAAAACGGACGAGGUAGUGCUCAGAGGGCUCCAGAAGGCAGCAGGAACACAGAAACGACAUCUUGAGGACUUCCGCCCGAUCGAGGCUCGACGUCGUACCGCUCUGCUAGAAGACGCUAUUUACUUGCUUUUUGGAAUGUUCACGCUCCACUUACCAUUCCUCUAUGAGGAAUCUGCAGAAUAUGCUUGGGCGUCUCUUGACGGGGAUCAUUUCACGCUCAGGAGACGUUUCGGUUUUGGACUGGGUUGGAGAAGCGUCGUCGCUCCACAGUUGUCUCCCUGCAAGCAAAUGGUUCCGAGCGACCUUGCCAGGUGCGAUGGCGUAAAUCUCCAGUGCAUGAAUUGUACAGUGCCCUUGUCGAGUUACCGAGGCCGCAAUUCAUCGGACGUAGGCUUUUGUUGCCCCCUAAAGCAUAAUUUACAUGCGAGAUUUCGAUGUCUAAAGAUCAUAUACCACUCACUGCUCUGCUGUCAACUCCUCUGUCUCCGCGGCGUCCCCCCAUCCUCAUUCGCAAGUACACAGCGCGGCAAUGCAUUGGCAUUGAGCUUGGACGGGCUAAACCUACAAUCCUACAUAAUUGCAUGCCUACAAUUCAUUGCCACCAUGAUUUGAAUCGGACUUUGUUUUUGGGAGGAUCACGGUUGCCGAAAAAUGCGCGACGAAUUUCAGGGUGCAGUGACCUUGUAAACAAGCUCAAAUGCUUCGGACCUCCUCAUUCGCCCUUGGCAGCCGAGGUAGCU
Messenger RNA from Pisolithus orientalis, 857 nucleotides. RefSeq lists its product as uncharacterized. The transcript is spliced from 2 exons. Bases 94 to 729 code for a protein of 211 amino acids. The record is from RefSeq and is a predicted model, not a curated record. Lineage: Eukaryota; Fungi; Basidiomycota; Agaricomycetes; Boletales; Pisolithaceae.